Pteropus alecto (black flying fox) is the source of this 3631-nucleotide messenger RNA. It is a transcript of the gene GPR176, whose product is annotated as G protein-coupled receptor 176. Gene Ontology annotation, biological process: G protein-coupled receptor signaling pathway. Bases 104 to 1471 code for a protein of 455 amino acids. Gene Ontology annotation, cellular component: plasma membrane. The transcript is spliced from 3 exons. Gene Ontology annotation, molecular function: G protein-coupled receptor activity. Lineage: Eukaryota; Metazoa; Chordata; Mammalia; Chiroptera; Pteropodidae. The record is from RefSeq and is a predicted model, not a curated record.
ACUGAGCGAGGCAAUGGAAUUAUAACAGUGAACAAGAUUGACCGGGUUUUUUGCCUCACGAAAUGGAAGGGAAACCAGUAAACAAAUUAAUAAUGGAAACUUCAUGGUGUUAUGGUCAACUUGCCGCACAGCUGUGUUCAAAUCUGUCACCAACAGGUUCAUUAAAAACCUGGCCUGCUCGGGGAUUUGUGCCAGCCUAGUCUGCGUGCCCUUCGAUAUCCUCCUCAGCACCAGCCCUCACUGUUGCUGGUGGAUCUACACCAUGCUCUUCUGCAAGGUUGUCAAAUUUUUGCACAAAGUCUUCUGCUCUGUGACGAUCCUCAGCUUCCCUGCCAUUGCCUUGGACAGGUACUACUCAGUCCUCUAUCCACUGGAGAGAAAAAUAUCUGAUGCCAAGUCCCGCGAACUGGUGAUGUACAUCUGGGCCCAUGCAGUGGUGGCCAGUGUCCCGGUGUUUGCAGUGACCAACGUGGCUGACAUCUACGCCAUGUCUACCUGCAGCGAAGUCUGGAGCAACUCCUUGGGCCACCUGGUAUAUGUUCUGAUCUAUAAUAUCACCACAGUCAUCGUGCCUGUGGCUGUGGUCUUUCUCUUCUUGAUAUUGAUCCGACGGGCCCUGAGUGCCAGCCAGAAGAAGAAGGUCAUCAUAGCAGCGCUGCGGACCCCACAGAACACUGUCUCUAUCCCUUAUGCCUCCCAGCGGGAGGCCGAGCUGCACGCUACCCUGCUGUCCAUGGUGAUGGUCUUCAUCUUAUGUAGUGUGCCCUAUGCCACCCUGGUCGUCUACCAGACUGUGCUCAACGUCCCUGACACUUCAAUCUUCUUGUUGCUCACUGCCAUUUGGCUGCCCAAAGUCUCUCUGCUGGCGAACCCUGUGCUCUUUCUUACUGUGAACAAAUCUGUCCGCAAGUGCUUGAUAGGGACCUUGGUACAACUGCACCAUCGGUACAGUCGCCGUAAUGUGGUGAGUACAGGGAGUGGGCUGGCCGAGGCUAGCCUGGAGCCCAGCAUGCGCUCGGGCAGCCAGCUCCUGGAGAUGUUCCACAUUGGGCAGCAGCAGAUCUUUAAGCCCAUGGAGGAUGAGGAAGAGAGUGAAGCAAAGUACCCUGGCUCUGCUGACCUCCAGGCCAAGGAGAUACUUAGCACCUGCCUGGAGGGAGAUCGGGGGUCACAGUUUACACCCCAUGUGCCACCCCCUGGCACGGUGGACUCUAUAUCCCAGGUGGUUCCAGCAGCCCCUGUGGAACCUGAGACAUUCCCUGAUAAGUAUUCCCUUCAGUUUGGCUUUGGGCCUUUUGAGUUGCCUCCCCAGUGGUUCUCAGAGACCCGAAACAGCAAGAAGCGGCUGCUUCCCCCCUUGGGUAACACCCCAGAAGAGCUGAUCCAGACGAAGAUGCCCAAGGUAGGCAGGGUGGAGCGGAAGAUGAGCAGAAACAAUAAAGUGAGCAUUUUCCCGAAGGUGGAUUCCUAGCAAGGGUUGAAAAUUCCUGGGAACAGCAGGGAUCUCCUCCGCUGCUGCCCUCCCUUCACUCUGGCCCUGUGAUUUAUGUGAUCUCAUUGCAACCCUGUAUGGGUUGACCCCUCCUGUCUGGGCCAGAUGCUUUUGAAUGAGAGGGAAAUCUCUAUAAAAUCAAAUGUCCUCCUUAUUGAGGGAGUAUAUAUAUAUUUAUCUCAGUGAUCCAUGUCCUUAGUAAUGUCCCCAUCCCCCUCUGUGGAAACAAAAACCGGGUCUUGGGGUGGCUACACCAUGUGCAUUUUCUGGGGACACCUCAGUUCUGUGGGUCCAGCAGGGAAUUCAUGGGGGGACGAGCGUCCAUGAGCUCAAAGGGAGUAGGGGCACUCCAAGGGAAGCCGAAGAUAAUUGUGGUGUGACGUGGCUACAAAGAAAAUGCCUAUUUGAUGGACUUAAAUAUGACAGAUAUUAAAAAUGGAUAAUAUCGAUCUGUAUCUUCAGGAAAUAUAGGGACGUGGCAUUCGACGCUUUUUCUCUGGAUGGCCCUGUCAUAUGAUUCCCAGCUUCUUCCGAUGCCCUUCAUCCUCUCACCGUGACAUGGAUAAGGAAUGGCUGUUCUGCCCCAUUUGAAAGAUAUGGCAAUAGAUGUGCCUGGUGGUAAGGGAGAUACUCUGUCCUGGAUUAUCCUGACAACCUCCAGGCACCACUGAGACCUCAGACACAUCUGCAGUGUAGGUUGGAAAACACUGCAAGCUCUUUUUAUGUCUUUUCCCCCUUAAAUUGUGUGUGUGUGUGUGUGUUUUUUUCUUUCAACAAAUGAGAAGCUUAGAGGUGGAGAAGAAAGACUGUGAAAUGUCCAUGCACUGUAGUCUUUUUCUCUUCCCACAUAUUCUCGCCUAAAGGUGCUACUAGCAGUGAGUAGGAGUAAGGUAUAUUGGAAAAAAUUAUUCCAUGCAAAUUUUUGGAGUUCAAAAGUAAUUAAGAAAUGCAAAUUUAGUGUGAACUGGGUCCUUUGGAAAUAGUAAGCUAAAACUACUUGAUUAAGGGAGGUGAUUCUGCCAAAAAGAGUGGGAAAAGGCUGACAAAAAUCAUUCCCCGUUCAGAGAAAGACUCCAAAACCAGGCGUGACCAGUCUCAUUUUCAGUCUGUUUGUGCAAGUGUGACUCUCCCUUCAUUUUGGACUUACAGGAGGAACAGAACAGAGAGAAAGAACUAAUCAUUGUAAAAUGCAAAGGCUAUACCUAGACUAGGUAAUCUUUCCACUUCUUCCCUCUCAGUGUAGUUUGAGCAGGAGCCCAAGUGGAUAGAAGAGGAAGGACAGUGUCCUCAAGUGAUUAGUCCCCUGGAGGCUCUCACAAGCAAUUUGAGUCCACUGAAGGUGGAUUUCACCAGGCUGAGUUCAAACAGGUGACACUUCACUCUUGCUGAGAGCAAAUCAAGUGCCAGCCUUGUUCUUCUCUCUAGGAGGUUUUGUUCUUGUUAACAGCACAUAGAGGAGUCCAUCCAGUGCCUUGAGCAGGCUUGAAAGGAAGUGGGCCUUCUCACCACACACUUCCGUAUCCUGAAGGCAGUGGUCCUCACGUAUCCUUUCCUUUCAUCACACUGGCCCUUGUCCCUCAGAGGAAACUCAGACUCUGUGUAAGGAGUUUCCUUUUCCUGUCCUCUCCUGGGUGUGGUGUCUUAUAAUUCCUGAAUGUGAAUACAGAGACCCUUCCCUUACAGAAGGAGUGCCUUCCUCUGUGUGUUUUGUCUCCUCAAAGCGUUGUGUGCUCACAGCAGAAACCCAGGACUGCCGUACUCUCUCCCUGUGCCCCCUGCCUCCCAGGCCCUCUGUGCAUGCCGUCUGUAGCUUCUUGCUCUGAUAGUUGACAUGUGGCCCUUCAAACAUGUCUUUCAAAUCCUUCACAAUUGUUACAACUUUCAUCAAGGGAAAACAUAAUCUGUCAGAAAAUUGUGUCCACUUUAGAAGAAUCUGUCAAAUGUAGCCACUUUGGUGUCCUUAUGAUAAUAUAUAUUUGUACCGCUUAAUAUAUCCCAAUGAGGUGGAAUUUGGUAGAUAUUUCUCGAUGUUUGAAGCAGAUGGAUGACUUUUAACAGGUCAUUGCCAGGUGUAUUUCUAUACUCUUUGAAGAAUUACAUUUUAAUAAAAAAUUGAAAAGCAGUUUUCUGAACUCGAAA